Molecule: messenger RNA, 2776 nt
Organism: Brassica rapa (field mustard)
Lineage: Eukaryota; Viridiplantae; Streptophyta; Magnoliopsida; Brassicales; Brassicaceae
Product: protein NEOXANTHIN-DEFICIENT 1
Source: RefSeq, a predicted model, not a curated record
CUUCCUUGUUUUACUUGUGAGCACUAGUUCAUGGAAUUUCUUGUAAAGUAAUAUUUGAAUACUUAUCUGAAUAUUUAUUGUUAAAGAUUAUGCAUGAUGUGUUUAUUUUAUAUAACCCAUUCAAAAGUGGGUUAGCUUCCAUAUAAUUUGUGAAGAAUUUAUACAAUACGAAAAUAUUUAGUGACAAAAACUUAAAUGGCAAAUCUGUUUAUGUUCUGACGUAGACAGUACAAAUAUCGUAGUCCAUCGUAAGCAAAUCUAUACAGCGUCACAAGUCGAACCUAGCCGUUUUGCAAAAUUCCAAACCAUAUAAUGUCACUACUAGUUUCAUCUCAUCGAUCAGAUCUAAAUAUUGAUAUUCUCGAAAUGUACUUUGUGAUAUGGUUGUUGCAAAUCCAAAAUUUGGUAGCGUGGCCUUCCUGUCUUCUGAAUCUUUGAUUACUUAAAAGUCGAGUAUUUUAUUUUUCAUUCUUUAUUUUAUUUUGUCCGUAUAUUAAAGUAAUAUUAUGCCGAAAAGGUUAGAUGUACAUGAAAUAUGUAGAUCUUACUGAAUCUCUAUGAAUGGCAGAUUGUGAGAUAUUUCUAAAGUGAUUGCUUUAGAAUAUUCACAGAUAGAAGAUCGAAAAAUAUAAGAGUUUCACUAACUUUGUUAAUAAACAAAUGAAAAAGCCGCACCAGCGUAUGCAAACGCACCACUUCUCUUCCUUUCGUUCAUUUUAACAUAUCUACAGUCUACUGAAGUCUGAAACUGUGAAAAGCUUACAUUAUCAUGUUAUUUUUUUUUAAUUUCUGAGGAUGCUUAUGUGCUGUAAAUGAUUCUCCUCAUCUCAUGCAUCAUGGAAUGAUAGCAAGAAAAAUAGCUAAGGCUAAGUAGAAUAAUAAUAUUAUUGGUAAGUAAGAAUAUUAAAAUAAAAUAAACCUAACUAUUUUUUUUAAAUGAUCUUGUAGACAGACACUCUAGAAGAUAUUUGUGUUAUAUUUAAAAUCAUUCUCCAAAUCUAGAAAUAGUUUUGUCGAUAUUUAAAUCAUUUUCUAUAUAUAACAGAUGGAAUCCAAAUAUGUUAAUCAUUUAAAUGCAAAUCUAAAGAUCUAUCAUAUUUUAUUUUGCAAAUAAGACUAAAUUUCCUAUCAGAUGAUUAUUUUCAACCCAUUAACUAGUCUAAAAAAUCUUAUUUGGCUUUCAGUUAAGCAUAUAUAUAUUUUUAAUGUAAGUUAUCCUUCUUUCUAUAUUUAAACCUAAUUGCAUUUUAGCAAAUUAGCUUUUCCAAUAACUUUAUUUUGCCAAGUAACCUAAUUUCUAGUCAAUCUUUAGCAGAUUGAAAAGUUUAAACCUAACUAUUCCUACUUUAAUUAAAAGAACAAAAUAAAUAAACAAUCAUUAAUGAUAGGGAAUGAUAAGCAAAUGAGAGAAGGUGGAAGAUGACGUUAACUUGGGAUUGGCGCGAAAUAAGAAAAAGCUUGAAAAAGAGAGACAAAGUCUUUAUGAUUGGACGAAGAAACCAAAGCCUAUCUUCUUCUAUCACCAACGAACCUUCACCCUCUCUGUCGGUUCCUCUUCUUUUUCAUUUAUUACUACUUUAAUAAUCUGCACAAUAGAAACUCCCCACUCUUUGUUUUCUUGAAAGUUCUUAUCUUUCUCAAAGAACCCUGCUCAAACCGCUUGAAGAUUUUAUUCUUCAGGAGGGUUUUAACGACGUUCAUUAUCCACUAAACCCACUUGCAGUUGCUGAAUCUGGUCGGGAAAAGGAACUUUUAAGACAAAACUGCCUGAACACAUAGACCAUACUCCAUAGUGACUGGUUUGAUUUAAUAUCGAAAGUUGAGACAUUGAAUAGCAUCCCUCUCCAUGGAUGUUUUAGAGAGAAGGAUUUCAUCCUGCUAUGCCAAACCUCCAUGGAUAUUCAAAGGAAGUGCCUUAUACCAGAUUCAUCUUGUGAAGGCUGCGACUGCUCGAGCAUUCAUCCCUAAGGAGCUUCGAUUAGUUGAAGCUUUUGGAUACACUCUUGGUGGGUUUUUCCUCGCUAGCUACGAUGAUAGCCCAGCUGGUGUCUUCGAUGAGCUUGUGGUGAUUGCAGGAACUGUAUGGAACCCUCCUACAUCAUGCGCAUGGGCCGCGAGGGUGCUUGUAAACAGUGAUGAGGCGUGUCAUCACGGACGCAAGGAAGUAGGACUACCAAGCCAAGUUGCAAGAUUUUCAAAAAAAAUAACAGCAGUUCCAAAGGGGAAAAGGGAGAGAACUUUUGGUUUCUUGGACACAUUUAGGCUAGGAACUUCUCUGUCUCACCCUGAAGAUAUGGUGGAGGUUAAGGUUAGUGAAGUUGAUAGUGCUGCUUCUGCUGAUAUCUGCAGUAUCAAAUUUAGAUCAGAUGAAAUGGAGAAAAAACUCGGAAACUGGAUGGGACCAGCAAUUAAAAUGUCACUACCGAGUUUUAGUGGAAAUACAAAGUACUUUCCGAACCUGCUCAAAUACUCUUGCCAUCUCCAGUGCAGGGUGAGGCCGGUGAGACCUGCGGUAGUAUCACAUCCUUUGGACAAUGAGACAGAUUCAGAAGAGAAUCACACAUCACAAGAGUUGCAUGAAAAUGAAAGGCGGUUAAGUGUAGCUGUAAUGCUAUCAAAACCAAUCAUAGCCCUUGAAUUUAAAGACUUAACAAUGCAAGUAGAAGCUCCUGUCGUAGUUUAACACAACACUCAACUUCCAAGAACAUACACUUCCUUCCUACCACAAGGUUCACAUCUUUUACAACAACAAAAAUAAAACAAAUCUUUCCGCUUU